Messenger RNA from Lobosporangium transversale, 1932 nucleotides. Its product is annotated as WD40-repeat-containing domain protein. The transcript is spliced from 4 exons. The record is from RefSeq and is a predicted model, not a curated record. Gene Ontology annotation, molecular function: snoRNA binding; protein binding. Gene Ontology annotation, cellular component: small-subunit processome. NCBI's taxonomy places the organism in Eukaryota, Fungi, Mortierellomycota, Mortierellomycetes, Mortierellales, Mortierellaceae. The coding region runs from base 75 to 1922 and encodes 615 amino acids.
AUUUACAUUCCUUGACAUUUCGCAAAGUAACUUCACAAAACAAACAAAAAAGAAAAGAAAAAAAAAAAAAAGCAAUGUCUGAUCCUUUUUUCGCGCCUGUCAAAAAGACUGGCGGCCGUACUGGAGGAGGAAGGGGAGUCAAAAGGACUGGAGAGUCAAAAGUGAUCAAUCCACCACCUAAAGUUGAUACUGGUAAAAAGAAUAGAGCCAAUACUUCCUUGGCCGGUAAACGGAAACUCCGAGGUGAUUCAUCAGAUGAAGACACAGCAUUAAAAUCUGGAAAAAAAGGUCGCCGUGCAGGAGCAGGAGCAGGCGUAGGUAGUCGUAAAGCCACUGCUGCCGCCAUCGAGGACAAUGAUGAAGACGACGACCAGAUCGGUGGAGGAAUUGAUGAUAUGGAUCUGGAAUUUCGACACUCUGAUGAGGACUCGGAAGAUGAUGCCCUGGCUAACGAAACCGCUGCUCAGAAGCGAUUGAGGUUGGCAAAAAAUUACAUUGAUACUUUGCAACACAUCGGAGAAGAUGAUAUUGGAUACGAUGCAGCAGACAUUGAUCGGGAUAAUAUUGCAGACCGUUUGAAGCAGGAUGCUCUCGAAGUUCAGGGACGCCUUCACAGACAGCUUGCAGAUACUUUUCAAUUUCCACUCCCUCAUCCUGAAACCUCUAUCAAAAUCUGUAAAGGUCAUAAUCUAAGUGUUACAUCACUCGCGGCAACAGAGAACGGACAAUUUGCUUAUUCUGGCUCAAAAGAUGGGUCCAUUAUCAAAUGGGAUAUCAAAACAGGCAAGAAGUUAUGGGUUUUUCCAGGAGCCCGAAAGGGUGUUGAGGAUUUCAAGGGCCAUACAGAUCACGUUAUAUGCUUAGCUGUCAGCCCAGACAAUCAGUUUUUGGCGUCAGGAGGCAAAGAUAAGAAGAUCAACAUUUGGUCCGUCAAAGAUGACAAGUGGCUACAUUGUUUCAAGCAACAGCACAAGGAUACCGUCACGAGCAUGUCCUUCCGUAAAGGUCAGAACAACCAGCUAUACUCGGUCUCAAGUGAUCGUACAGUCAAACUUUGGAAUGUGGAUGAGAUGAGUUAUAUCGAAACCUUAUUUGGUCAUCAGGACAGUAUCACCGCAGUAGACAGCUUGGUAAAAGAGCAUUGCGUUUCAACUGGAGGAAGGGAUCGUACUAUCCGUCUAUGGAAGAUCGUUGAAGAGACGCAAUUGGUUUUUCGUGGAGGUGGGUUUAUCCGCCCAAAGAGGCUCACUAAGGAUAGCACUGGCAGCAGUCAUGGCGAUGGCGUUGAUGAACCAGCACAGCAGCCCAAGAUGGUACCAACACCUGGUCCAAAUGGUGGAGUGAUCAUGAAAGAGAAGAAAGAUCCCUCGUUUUUGGAAGGAUCCAUGGAUUGUAUAGCGAUGAUUGAUGAAGAAAACUUUUUGACCGGUGGUGACAGUGGUACGAUUUCACUUUGGAACAUCAACAGGAAGAAAGCGGUCUUCUCCAUGCCCUUGGCUCACGGCUAUCAUACAUCACCUUUGGAUUACUCUUCUGGUGGACCCCAGCCUAGUGGAGGUGUCGAGACCCCGUACUGGAUCACAGCAUUGGCCUCGUUAAGGUACUCGGAUAUGUUUAUCAGCGGAUCCUGGGACGGCACAGUCCGCGUCUGGCAAAUCGGAAAGAACAUGAAAAACUUUUCGCUUAUUAGCACUAUUCCUAUGGUUGGUUUUGUAAAUGAUCUUCAAAUCUACCAGCCUACUCUCUCUAAAAGGACGCUGAUAGUGGCUGCAGUUGGACAAGAACACAAAAUGGGUCGUUGGUUGAGGAUAAAAGAGGCUCGUAACUGCUUGCAGGCUGUGGAAUUGAGCAUAAAAUCAAAAGAGAGUGUAAAAGAAGGCCAUGAUGAUAAUAGCGAUGAUGAAGAUGAAGGCGAUGAAUAACACAUAGUGC